This is a messenger RNA of Volvox carteri f. nagariensis, 2097 nucleotides long. RefSeq lists its product as uncharacterized. The record is from RefSeq and is a predicted model, not a curated record. The transcript is spliced from 8 exons. Gene Ontology annotation, cellular component: membrane. Lineage: Eukaryota; Viridiplantae; Chlorophyta; Chlorophyceae; Chlamydomonadales; Volvocaceae. Bases 1 to 2097 code for a protein of 698 amino acids.
AUGGCCGCGCCUUUACCAACGCCAGAGCAAGCGCACAGCGUUUACUUGGCUUGGGGACCCAUACCCUUUGAGCCGUACCUGCUCGAUACCCUCGGCGUUCCCAGAUGGCAGCUCGCCCGUCGGUUCGACUCCGCCGCGCUGCUCCUGCCAGCGCUGGUUGGCUACCUCGUAAAGACAGGCCGGGACGCCUGGCUCCGAAGACGAGGAGGUGUCGUGUGUGGCGGCAGCACUGAUGAUGCCCCUAAGGGUGCCCCCGCGGGGCCCAUGGCAGCUCCACACCAGGCUGUGCCACACCAGGGUGCCGCCGCUCUUGCGGGGAUGUCUGACGGCGCCGCCGACGGGGUGGCCGUGGCCGCAGCGGCCGACGAGGUUGGCCCUGCUGCGGCUCCCGAGGCGGCGCCGCCACAUCAACAGCGCUCCCUGUUUGCCCAGCCGCUCAACAGCGCCCGACUGGGGCCGUUCAUGACACGCACCUUCGACAACGUCAUCCUGGGCGGCCUUGAGCUGGGCAUCCUGAACUUCCUGGGGACGGCCUUGCAGGUGGAGGGGCUGCACAGCACCAGCGCCACGCGGGCGGGGUUUCUAGCGGAAGUCACGGCGGUGCUGACGCCUCUCGUCUCGUACCUGGCGGGGUACGACAUUCCGCGCCAGAUGUGGCUAGCGGUUGCUGUAGGGCUCGUAGGCAGCACCCUGGUCGCGUACGACACAUCGCAGGCACACGAUGCGCAGGGGCCCCCCUCGGCCAAGGCGGCAUCAUCUGCAGCCGCAGCCGCCACCAGCACCAGUACCAGUACCAGCACCAGCACCACAGCAGCAAAUGCCAGGGUCGUGCCGCCAGACCCCGCCAGCAGCCCCCCGGGUACUCCGGAAACCAGUCCGUCAGCGGGUGUGGAUGUGUCGGCCGGCACCGUGCCGUUGCUGUCAGCGCCUAGUGAUUGGGAGCUGCGGCCGGAAAGCGCGUCCUUCUCCGUUAGGCCCGAGGGCACUGGCGACCACCUGCCCACCGGCGCCGUUGGGGUGCUGCAGGACGCCGGGGUUGCUGCUCCCGGGGCGUCGCUGCUGCUGGCCGAGGACUUGGCCCCCCUGGCCCUCGCGUCCGCAUCUGACGCUGCGAUGACCCCCUCGGUAUCUAACCUCAACGCGGUGGUGGCCGUCUCAUCACCGCUAGAUGCACUAGAUGCCGCGAGCAUCGCCGGGGGUGCUGGGCCCCCGCCCCUAGUCGCCGCCGCCGCCGCCGUCGUUGAGGCAGCGGAGGUCAAUACCCCGAGUGUCUCUAUCGCGGGCUCCUUCGAAGCAGUGGAUGCUGCUGCCGCUGCGGCCUCCGACACAAUGCGGACGUUAUCAGCAGCUACAGCCGAUGUCGCGGCCUCCGCCACAGCCGCGGUCGUGGACGCAGCUGCCGAUGCGGCUUCCCUGUUUCCCGACACUUCCGAUGCCGUUGGGACCUCACUCCGAGCCGUCGCCAGCACAGCCUUGCAAGCCGUGGGUGCUGGCGCGGCAGACGCUGCCGGGGCCGCUGCCGCUGCGUCGUCAGUGGAGGCAGCGGAGGCCGUCAGUGCUGUGCCGCUGGCGAUAACAGGCGGCGAGGCCUACCUUUUACUGGCUUGUCUGUUUUACUCCAUUUGUACAGUGCGCAUGGGGAUCUACGCCCCCCGCAUGGACACGGUGGGUCUUGCGGCUAUGAAGAAGGUGGGACUGAGCUCUAUGAGUGUCAUGUGGAUGGCGGCCACCAACCUUCAGAAUGGCGUCGCACCCGGGGCGGUGCUCUCUUUCCCCGAUCUGUCCAGCCGCACUCCCAUGAGCAUUGCCGUACUGAUGUACAGCGGUCUGGGCCCCGGCGCGCUUGCGACCUUCCUGCAAGUCACGGGGCUGUCCACUGUGCCCGCCACGACGGCCCAGGUGAUUUACUCUAUGACACCUCUAUGUACGGCCUUCUUCGCGUACUUGAUUCUGGGCGGCGAGGCUACCGGCCCCGUCGCGUGGGCGGGUGGCAGCCUUAUCAUCGGCGCGGCGUUGAUGGCGGCAGACGCGCAACAGAAGCAGCAUCGUGAACAACAGCAGCAGCUCCAACAACAGCAGCACAACAGUAGUUUGUAA